AGAAAAACGCAUGACAGGCCCUCUCCCGGAAAAGUAAGCGCUUCUUCUGAAACUGAUCUUUUCCCCCGAGAAAGAUCUUUCUCGACCAUUUCUUUAGUGCUGUGUUACUUGUAACGCUAUUCGCCGCGGCCGGUUACGGUUUGGUGCCAUUUUUGUUACCUUUUCAUCAGGCACUGUCAUUCGGGUGAGGACAAAUAGGGCCGGCAGAGGAGCAAUUUUUGAGGGAAAAUUGACUGUACCCCGAAUAGAACAACCUGUAUUCUAUCACCUUCGUCAAGAUUGUCACUUCUGUAGCUGCCUCGCAGCAGGAAGUGAGCCCGGCUUUUCCUCCCCCAACUAGUUUUUCACACCAGUAAAAAUUUGAUGAUGUUGUACACAAGAACGUUGCCCCUAAUCGAAGAAGCUUAAGCUUUCCCCCCCCCCAAAGCCAAACAAUUCAAGCACAAAAUGUCGUACUCGCUCUCCUUCAAGACCAAGGAGGGCGAGAGCUUCACGCUCGAUGUGGAGAGCUCCGCCGAAAAGAUAGAGGAUUUGAAGGUGCGGCUGAUCUCGAUGGACGAAAGCUUCGAAGAGUGCACGCUGCUGUUUAAAGGCAAGAUCUGCAAGGACGACAAAACGCUGGAAGACUGCGGCAUGGUAUCGGGCGCUGCGGGCAACGUGGUCGUCAUGCGGAAAAAGGGGAAAGUGCCAGCCAGCAAAGCCGCGGAGCAAGCUGCAACAGCGGCGAGUGCUGCCGUAGUGCCGCCAGGAACAGCACCCGCAGGUGGAGCUUCCGCAGCGCCACCCGCAGGGGGACCCUCCGCACCACCACAGGCUCCUGCGGCGGAGAAGGUCACAAUAGACCCGGCGGUGGUAGAGACGAUAAUGGCGAUGGGGAUCUGCGCCGAUCGGGCGUACGUCGAGCAGAUGCUGCAGAAGACUAAGGGAAAUGCGGAUCUCGCGAUGGCGUGGAUUCUGGAGCCGGAGCAAAUGCUGCAAGAGGAACAGCAGCACAGACAAGCGCGCCGGCAGGCACGCGCGCAGCAGCAACAACAGAGCGUGAGCGUGCAGCCCAUGCGGGUCGGGGUGGAGAAGUGGAGCGACAUGAUUCAGGACGGGGUUCUGGUACAUGACACUUAGGGAGUUUUUUAAGCUGAAAAGUCGAAUGUUUGUGAUGCAUUGGAUUCUGACGUAGGUGCAGAAGCGAAGCAGGCAUGAAAAGCAAGUGGAAGAUUUAUGCAACAGAGGACGACGUCGAUUUACAACAACAGAUAAACGGCGCCACCUCCGUCCAAGACGCAGCAGCGUAUUUGGAUAACAACAGCAAAGAAUGCAUUCUCCUGCUCCUGGGCGGCGCGACGGAAAGGAAUAGUCGCGGCAUGGUGCAGCACCUGCAGAUGAUCUACGCCAUGGCCGAGCCACAGCUGUGCAUCCUGUACGUGCCCUUCAUGGAUCAGGAUGAAGCGAAGUUUGGCGAUUUCAUCCGAGUAUAGAAGUUGCCUCUAAAUGGUGUCGUGAUUUUGCCAGUUCCAGGCACAGUUAAGUGUGAAAAAGCACAGCUUUUGAAAAAUAUAGACUUUCGUUCUCGUUGCAUGAUGAUGGCGUGCGUGGUACUAGAUAGCACCAGCGUCGAACCUCGCGCCAAAGGCCGCGUGCACACAAAAUACACAAACAAAACAGACCAUGCCGUGGGGCUCUCUCAAAUUCAACUCGCCGUCGAUGAAGCUUUUAGACGCGCGCUUCUCCCUUCGCUACAGCCACGGUUCCGUUUUGAUCCAGAAAUCCACCGGGCACGUCCUGUCCUACGGUGCGGUCAAUGACAUGCUGCUGCACAACUUUGACUACAACACGGCAAAACAGCACUGGCUCGCCAGGGGGCACAUCGUCAGGCCAGCGCCGUUCACGAAAGAGAAUCCAACGGGGAAGGGCACUGGCGCGGUCUCGUCAACGGGCGCGGGGGCAGGCGGAGGUACUUACUUGCGGACUGUCUUUUGAUACGUGUGAUGAGGAUGUCGUGAGAACAAGCUGGGAUUUUCUUGCAUAAUCGGACUCUCGUCAUUGAAAACUCUAGUAUUGAGGGUCGUAUGAAUCUCCGCUAACUUCUACAGGCCAACCCGCGGUCGCGCCCCCGGUUGUUCCGCAGCCCGUCGCGGCACCACAGGCUGCCGUGGCCGCCGCGGCGAAACCUACCCCCGCGACGUCAUCUUCCGGUCCCGCUGCAACCGCGGUUUUACCGGGUGGGAAUCCCGCACUGGAGUUGGUAAAAGUCCAGGACGCGGUCAACGAAUUCUGCGAAGUCGGAGACUAUACGCAGCAAGAAGAAUUCUUCGCAACACUCUUGAAAGUGCUAAACAACAUCGCCGCUACGCCAACCGAGCAGAAGUUCCAGGCGAUAAAAAACACGAACGCGAAGCUGUUCGGACCGUUUGUGGCGAGAGUAGAGGAUCCGAAUGCGAUGGUGGAUGUAAAUCCAGCGCCGGUUGGAGGUAAGGUUUUGGAUUUUACAAGGGUGUUUCUCAGAUUGUGGUUUCUUUGCAUGACAGAUAGUUGUAGAGCAAAAGUUCCUACAGCUCGCCGCAAUAAUUUAAAGAUUCCGCGACGGACCAAAAAAUAUGCAUAUGGUCGCCGGACCAGGUCCAGGAUCUCCGAUUCUCAAUUUCCGCUUUUGACAACUAACAGACCGCCCCGGAAUCGCGGUGCUAUCCAUCGCGCACUUCGCGCCCGAUGGCGACUUCGUGCGCUGGAACGCCAGUGCGCCGAAUGCGCUCCCGGAUUUGAUCGCGUUGCGAAACCAUUUGGUCACCAUCGCGAAGAAAUCUAGUGAGCGGAAAUUUAGAUUCGAGCGGGACCAAAAGAUCGCGGUCGAGAUGGAAAAGGACAAAGGGAGACAAACGAAAUAUGGCGGAGCGGAAGGCAGCGGAAAGAUGACCCUUGGGCAGGACAGGAGGAAGCGCGGUGGCGGCUGAGGCUAGGCACACGGUCGCUACUUUUCAACUUGGAGCGAACGUGUGCUUUUGAAACAGAUGUAGAACUUUUUUAGCUGAUCAGAUUGAUUCUGAGAUCAGCGGCUGAACUACGCAAAAGUGCUGAGUGUUUGAGAUCGUCGUGUAGCGCCAGUCCACCUCCGUCGUUUUGUUGGGGGCUGAGCGACGUUGUGCUGCACAAGAACCGAGAGAGAGUCUUUCUAUCAGGGCUUUUAAAGCUUUUGAUGUUCUUCUCGUGACGAAGUGGAAGAUGAGUUCCUCUUUUGUGAGGCCUCUUUCGCUUCUGAUUUAGAAUCACUGGAUAGAAGGAUGUAAUUACUACGGUCUUCUUUUUUUAGGUUUCUGAUUCAUUAUCGCUGAAAAUCCAAUAUCUCGCUGAAAAUCCAAUAUGCUAAAGAAGCGACAAACUCAAAAUCUCCAAUCCAAAUCGAAAACUUGCUUUCCUGCAGGUGGGUCGGGAAGAAUUAAGUUCGAGUAUCUGAGUGCGCGUCGCAUUCAAGGCGAAAUCUAAACUCUCGACUUUGUCUGUGUUUGUCCUAACCUGUCGGUCUCUUUCUAAAUCGUGACUUCCUGCCGGUGACGAGCAAAGCUGUGAAAAGACAUGAUCCUACACUCCAAAAUCGUGCCAAACUAUUCGUUCCUGAAAUGCCCAAUAGACCGAUCGCACGCUAUAGAUUAUGGUCAAGAUUUAGAUCUGGAAUAGCUGUUCCCUGACAUGACAUCGAGGACUGGAUCCAAAUUGAUCGUGCCCUUCAGUGGUGAUGAUCUCAGAUUUCCACCGAUCUAAAGAAUCGUGAUGAGUGAUCUGUAAAAGAUUAGUGGCCGUGGAUUAGAUCAAAGUCAAAUGCUAGCCUAGAUGGAAGCUGUGCCACACUGGAAAAGAUGAACGAAGCCAACUGCGAAAAGCAUAUCAUGAUCAUCUGAAAAGGGAUUUUCAUCAACUUUUUCUCUUUUAUCUCACAGGGACAGUAGUGGUAGGACACACUUACUAGGAC
Messenger RNA from Amoebophrya sp. A120, 3958 nucleotides. Lineage: Eukaryota; Dinophyceae; Syndiniales; Amoebophryaceae. The record is from the annotation of a GenBank genome assembly.